This is a messenger RNA of Penicillium digitatum Pd1, 789 nucleotides long. Lineage: Eukaryota; Fungi; Ascomycota; Eurotiomycetes; Eurotiales; Aspergillaceae. The record is from RefSeq and is a predicted model, not a curated record.
AUGGCUUCUCCUGCUGCUCCUAAGACAAGCCUCUUCCCUGGCAUUUCCGCUACUGAAACCAAGCUACUCGUGCUAGCCAACGUCUGUCUGAAGAAUGACAAGUUGCUAACAGAAGGGACCACAAAGAUCGACUAUGACAGGCUUGCUUUGAACGCUGGCAUCAAAUCGUCUUCUGCUCAGACGCUCUUCCGCAAUGCCAAACGAAAGCUAGACAAACUGUACGGCGAUAACAAUGCUGACGCCAGUGGUAAUGGUGCCCAGGCUGACAUGUCGCCCGACGAUACUCCCUCCAAGCGAGGAAAGUCCAACGCCAAGGCCAAGGCCCCUCGCACUCCCAAGUCUCCCAAGGCCGCUAAGACCCCGAAGACCCCCAAGGGAACCAAGCCAAUCAAGACCCUCAAGGGUGGCAAGACUUCUAUCAAGUCUGAGGAAGAUGAAGACCAGGUCCCGAUCAAGCUCGAGUUCGAUCCUACCACUACGGAGUACGCUGAAAACCUCGCUAACGAUAGCAGCCACGAGACCGCUGUCACGGAGGCUGUCGAUGAACUCGCCAUUGGCCCCAUCGCUGGAUCUGCCGCCGAGUCCGCCAUUGAACCUGUCACUGGACGUUUCGCUGAACCUGCCGCUACCGCUGAUACAUUCAACUUCAAGACUGAGCAGUCCGAGGAGGAAGUCGACAAGGCCGAUGAGAUUGAUGAGGCUUCGCUUGACCUAGCUGUGAACGACAACCUCCCUAUGUCCCCAUUGCCCGAUGAAGCGGAUGACGCCCACAAACAGGAUAAGGCGUAG